AUGGGGCCCUGUCAACUCUACUUGGCUACAUCCCCGGGGAUCCUCUCGAGGCCACGGCCCCGCUGUACCCACGACGACAAGGACGAGCUGGUCAAGGCUAUGCCCAUUUUCGACGAGCGGGGGCUCGUGCCGCGAGACCACGCUAGCUCGCCGGUGGUGCUGUCCUUCGGCAACAUCGACCGCGACAAGGACUCGGUGGAGACGGAGGAGGAUGACCUCAGGAGGGCGUCGCCGCCAUCGCGUCGCCAGAUCCUCCUUGGUCUUGUAGACAAUGAUGCCACCGACAAGCCUCCGCCCGCAGCUUCCCCACACCCCGCCAGGGUGUCCAGGAGGGCAGGGUCACCUCCUCUGGCCGUGCAGGCGUCGGGUGGGGCGGCCUCUGCGGACCCCAUGAAUAUUGAUUCAUCAGGUGCUAAACCACCAAGCCCUUCCAAGCCUGCUGAAGAAGAUGAAGAUGUUGUGGUCAUUGGCACCAUGUACAAUGAACCGGGGAAUCCCACGGUGCUGGCCAAACAUUCUGUUAAGGAAGAAUUUUCAGCUGCUCACAAGGGCAAGUGGAAGCUGGAUUUGGAGAGUUAUGCUCAAUUCAAUGCUCGGGAGAUUCACGCGGGGGAUUUGAAAGACCCUCAGCGUCAUAUUGACAUCCAGCUCACUGAUGAUGAGGUCACCGAAUCUGUCAAGAAAAUGCUUGAUGAACCGGUGGCUGGUGAUGAUCCGUUCUGGAAGAGGAAAUCGCAGGAUAAACCGGCAAAGCCGCAGGACAAACCAGUGAGAGCGCCUCGCACCAAGACCAGGGUUACGAAAAAACCCGCGAAGAAGAGAACCGCCGAGGCCUCUGACAUGCCCAAUGAUGAAGAGCUCGUUGACCUGGAGUCAGAGGAUGAUGUGGAAGCUAGCCGCGCUGGUGAUGCAGAGGGAACCUCCCAUUCAUCCUCCGGCGAGUCAUCGGCCACACAACUCUCUCCCCUCAAGACUGUUCCUAGCGCCAAAGCCAGACUUAGGAAGAAGGCCAAGUUGAAUAAACCGACCGAUGAUAAUCCGGCCACUGAACCAGAGAAGACCUCAGAGGCCUUUGACCCGAAUGCUGAUACUAUCCUGGAUGAUCCGGCUGAUCUGACCAAAAAGGAAUCUCAAAUCGCCGACCUUCAAGAAAAUAUUAAGUCCCAGCAAGCAGAAACCUCCAAGGCUAAAGAGGAGCUGACCGCCGCUUUAACAGCCAUGGAACAACUAAAGGAUGGCUUUAAAAGCGAACGGGCAAAAUGGGAAACUGAGAAGGCAACUUUGCUGAAGCGGGCGGAGGAUGCUAAAGCAGCCCUUAACCCGGUAACAGAAGAAUUGACUAGCUUGAAGUGGCAGAUCAAUGCUAUGACUUCUGCUGUCUUCGGUAGCCGUGUUACUCAUCUUGGCUUGGACAUGCACAAAAAGAUGAAAGCUGCCUAUACCUUGAUAGAAUAG
Molecule: messenger RNA, 1455 nt
Organism: Aegilops tauschii subsp. strangulata
Lineage: Eukaryota; Viridiplantae; Streptophyta; Magnoliopsida; Poales; Poaceae
Source: RefSeq, a predicted model, not a curated record